Molecule: messenger RNA, 555 nt
Organism: Trematosphaeria pertusa
Lineage: Eukaryota; Fungi; Ascomycota; Dothideomycetes; Pleosporales; Trematosphaeriaceae
Product: thioredoxin-like protein
Exons: 2
Coding region: 1-555 (184 amino acids)
Biological process (GO): cellular response to oxidative stress; cell redox homeostasis
Cellular component (GO): cytoplasm
Molecular function (GO): thioredoxin peroxidase activity
Source: RefSeq, a predicted model, not a curated record
AUGGCGCACACCACCUUUCCCUCCGACCUGCCCGUUCCCCCAGAUGAUGGCGCCUGCGCGCAUCUGCCCGGGUCGCAACUGCCCUCGAUUCUGCUUCCUGCCACUUCGGGCGAGCGAGUUGAUCUAUCAACACUGAGGGGCCUCACGAUCCUAUUCUGCUACCCGCGCACCGGUGCUCCGAACGAAACUACACCCGCUGAAUGGAACGCGAUACCCGGCGCGCGCGGCUGCACUCCACAAUCUUGCGGUUUCCGGGAUGAGAUGGCAAAGCUACGCCAGCUGGGUGUCGCCCAUCUCUUUGGCCUGUCCACACAAGACACGCCGUAUCAGCAGGAGGCUAAGGAGCGGCUACAUCUACCAUACGAUCUGCUAUCGGACGAGAAGCUGGAGUUUACCAAGGCUCUCAAGCUGCCAACGUUUGACUGGAAGAGCAGUAGUCUCGUGAAGAGACUCGCGCUGGCCGUCGUGGACGGCAAGAUAACCAGGGUUUGGUAUCCUGUCUUUCCGCCGGACAGGAAUGCGGAAGACGUUGUAGCGUGGCUGGAGUCGAGAUAG